GAGGGAGAGAGGGGGCACUGAGUGGGGAAAGACACAGGCAGAGAGAUAACAGCAGAUGGACCGCUGCACAGCCUGCAACACACUCUCAAAGGACAGACUGUAUGAGUGACAGAGUGUGUCUGUGUGUGUGUGUAUGCAUGGAUCACAGAGGAGUGUGUGUGUGUGUGUCAGUAGGAAAAUUGGUUGUGAAUGAGUGAGCGUCUUUCAUGUGCUCUGGAACUGGAUGCAGUGAGCAAUAAUCCUCUUGAGGAGAAACAGGAUACAGACAAGUGAACAGGAAGCAGAGGACUGAACACUUUUGCUCUUCACACUUCGGCUGCUUUCAGGGCAGGUGCAAGCCCAGCAAACCUUCUCUGUAGUAAGCCUAUUAUCAAUGCAGGAGAAUCUCGAUAAAUGCUACAGACUGUAGCGGGACAUUUUGUUCAUUCGCUUGCACCUUUCUUUUUUUUUUUUUUUUUUUGCCUAAGAAGAGAACUGUGUCUUUAUCAGAAGGAGGAAGACGGUUCGCAGGGCACCUCUGGGAGCACAGGAAGAGGGAUUCUCUAUGGUGAAGAUGAGUCUGGACCCCGUACAGGUGAUGAGCGGACAGGUCAAAGAGCUCAAAGUUGCCCCUUCGUCCAACGGGGAAAGCAGAGGAUCAUGGGAGGAGAAGGAAGAGUUUGAUCAGGAUCACCUGGGCCUCACCACCAAGCCAAAAUCACCAAAGCCUGAGAACGCAGUGACCAUCGCCGUCUCCUCUCGCGUCUUGUUUCGGACCGAGCGUGAGCAAAAGGUGUUUGAGCAGAAAGGAGUGGAGGAGUAUCUGAGAUUCCAGAUCGAACACGAGAACGAACCCUUCGCCCCUGGACCUGCUUUCCCCUUCGUCAAGGCUCUGGAGGCCGUCAACACUCGUCUGCGGGAGCUGUACCCACAAAGUGAAGAACUGUUCGACAUCGUGUUGGUGACGUACAACCAUGCGCACGUAGGGAUACGGCUAAUCAACACCAUCAACCAUCACAACUUGUUCAUUGAGAGGUUUUGCAUGACGGGGGGAAGCAGUCCUACUGGCUACCUGAAGGCCUGGCAGACCAACCUCUACCUGUCUGCUGAUGCCGAGAAGGUCAGGGAGGCACUGUCUGAAGGCAUCGCAGCAGCCACCAUGUUCAUGCCAGAGAAGCAGACGGAGGUAUCGGAGACCCAGCUGAGGGUGGCGUUUGACGGUGACGCCGUCUUAUUCUCUGAUGAGUCAGAGCGCAUCUUCAAGGCCCACGGCCUGGACAAGUUCUUCGAACACGAGAGGGCAAACGAGGACACGCUAUUGGAUCAUGGUCCCCUGAAGGGCUUCCUGGAGGCACUGGGGAAGCUCCAGAAAAAGUUUUAUGCUAAAGGCCACCGCCUGGACUGUCCCAUCCGGACUUUCUUGGUGACAGCUCGUAGCGCAGCCAGUUCUGGGAUUCGGGCACUGAAGACGCUCAGGGCCUGGGGCUUGGAGAUCGACGAGGCCUUGUUCCUAGCAGGAGCACCGAAGGGCCCCAUGCUGGAGAAGAUCAGGCCGCACAUCUACUUCGAUGAUCAGAUGUUUCAUGUGGAGGGAGCAGCACAGAUGGGCACCAUCGCUGCCCAUGUGCCCUAUGGCAUUGCACAGAAACAUAACCUCAAACAGAAAACCAGUGCGGGGAAGUAGACAGCAGGACUUCAGGUGCCAAUGGUACAGUCAUUCAGCCGGAAACGGAACAAGAGAAGAAGGAUGGGAUGGAGAAAGUUUGGAGAGUUUGCAAAGAUGAACUUGUACUGUAUUGUAUGUGGAAAUGCAUCAUUUCCACACUGUAGCAUUUGUAUUGUAAGUCUGUUUUAUCAAACUGUCUCAGCUUAAUGCUAUCAUCUUAGGAGUUAGACACAGGUCUGGAUAGAUGUCAGGUAGAGGUCUAGAACCUGAGAUGAUGUUUCAAAGCCUCAAUAUACUCAAUACUGAAGUGUUUUGUCGGAUCUGUCUUUAUAUGCAGGGGUGCACAUAACUGUUUUGGUCUGGUUCUCCAGGGAGCACCUGUAGAUGUUGCUUGGUAUGCAGCACAGUUAUCCUACUACCCUCCUGACUGCUCUCCUCACUAUCUCCGUCUGUGGUAGGUGAUGAUGUAGUCCUACUUUUUUAAGUGGAUGUGCAUCAGGAAUGGAAGGCAAGAGUCUGACAGGCAGGAUCGGCACUUACUUGAUGUGAAAAUUCACAUGCAUCUACUUAAUUAAAAAAGAAGGCUAAAAGCCACACAACAACUGAUUACUAACAUUAAAGGGGCUACCUGUAAGUUUUGCUAUUGCUACAUAACCAGUGUUAGCAUUAACAGCUGUUUACUUACUAAGAAACUGUGCGAGUUCAGAAUCAAACUUCAUUGCUUUACUCUCUAAGAGCUGUCUCCAGAGGUGGAAAGCAACACCAAUGUUAACUCUUGUCUCUAUCACGUCUUUUCUUCCACUGAAGAUAGCACGCUAACCAGCUAGCCCCUGCUAGUCUUGUCACUUUCCGAUAGCGACUCACUGUAGCAUCCAAUCUGCCCCUGAAGACGUAGCGCUGCUCAGAGUGCGUAUUAUGACCUUUUGUCUUGUAAACCCCAAUGUUGGCCGAAGUUAUUUUCAGACGACAAUCACCACCACCCACCCCAAGCAAGAAACUACAUUCAGCAGCAGAGAAAACUUAAAAAAUAGCCCCUUUAACACAUUUGUCAUAAUCUUACCAGUAAUGUGUGGAAAAAUCCUAAUGUUUCAGUCAUUAACUGUGUCCCAAAAACGCCAAACCCAAAAGUGUUGGUACACAAAAACACCUCUUUUCCUAUCAUCUGCUGCGCAUCCUUUAUUUCCACCACGCUGCCCACCAGUUAUGUGCACCCCUGUUUAUAUGGGAAUUUCAAAAGGUGCUUGAUUGCUGCUGUGACCUAACUCUGUUUCACUCACUACCACUCGUCUUCAUAAAGAUGACACCUCUUCAGUGUUUGCUGGAGGAUACUGAAUGAAUAGAUUCACUGACUCCUGUCCAAGUAAAGCACAGAGACUGAACUGUAUGCUGUCGACAAAUGAGCCAUAAGAACAAUGCAGUGAUAUUAUAAGGUUUAAAGUUAUAGUGUUGUGCUGUAGCAUGAGAGUCAUAAUUUAAAGUUUAAGUGUCAAUCGUUUCACAGAGUUUGUUUGGAACUAUACAAACUGUAUUGUAUAUUACUGAAGAUAGCAAUAUAAUCUACUGUUGUGUUAGUGCAGAACAAAUAGAUGAAGCCAUAAGUUUCAGUUGGUGCCUUAGUUUCAACAAAGACACUAUUUUCAGCCAUGUGGAGCAGCACUUGGGUCCUCGACAACUGUUGGAUGCAACGCCAUUGAAUUCAGUAAAGUAGAGUACAGACAUUGAUGAUCGCCAGACAAUGAAACCUCCAAAAUUCACAAUUUAUCUGCAUCGCCGUUAGCAUGUUGGUGUUCUCAAAGCCCAUCUGAGCCUAUGUGCACCUGAGGCUAACAAAAUACUUGGUAGACUGAUUAAAGUCGAUUGAGUUCUGUUCUGAAAUGUUCCUAAAAUAUUGUUGCUCUUCAUGUGUAUAACAACUUGACUUUGCUCGCUCAGGCCAAUAGUUUUACUCAACUCGUGGUAAGCAAAGUAAAGUUUUAUACUCCAUCCAUAUUACCAUAUCCAACAAAAAUUUAAAGUUAAUUAAAGUCUAGGGCCUAGCAUGGCUUGUCUUGUUUAAAGAUCCCAUAUUUUCCUCUUCUGUGUUUUAUUUGAAGUGCUGAUCCAUCAGAAGAUAUAUUUGUGGUUUUAAAAACCAAAAACCAUCUCAAUGUUGUUUUACAUCUCCUCUCUCAGGCACAACAGGUCGGUGAGCCAAUCAGAAGAGAGGAUCUGAGCCUCGGGGGGGCAGUGACUGCUUUGUUGUGACAUCACAAAGCUACAAAAGUCCUGACAGCCCGUUUGAAGGCUCAGUCUCUGAAUAUGAGCUGUGUGCAUUUCUCUGUGGACUGAGCGCUUUGAUACUUUCACAAUAUUAAUAUAGAACCUAGAAUAUAGAAACACAGAUGUGAUUUUACCGCCCUCUCCUGUAUGCCAAGGCUAAUACAAAGUUUUACACUGCUAAGAUGGUGAUUGAUGUUGUAAAAUGUACCCAAUUUAACAGCAUCUGGCAAUCAAUGCCCAAUUGGUAAUCAAUAACUAAUUAUCAGUAUGAUUUAUGUGCAAUUGAAAAACAUGAAUUUUUCGUUCAUUGGCAAAAUGGCUGCGGUGGCCUUUUGAAAAUGUCAGUGCACUUCACCUCGCUCUGUUACUGCUGGCAGGGCCCAGGAAAUCUUCCACCUAGUGUAUAUUUAGCAACGCUUCAUUACGCCUCAUCAGGCUCCGGAGGACCACAGAGACGAGCAUUUUCACAGCCAAAACACAUAAUUGAACAGAUGCGUCUUUUGGCAGGCGUUUGCCCUAAAAUGACGGCUGAGUUGUCGGAGGAUGAAGUUUCAGCCGGGUGAUCUAAUCAGUCGGGGCGGUUUGGACUUUAGGGUGACAUUCAGGAGAACAUUAAUGAAGCAAUGUACGAACAUUUCAACUACAAGUUUACGACGACUACAGCAAAAAUGGCUUUGCAAUAAGAAAAUGUAAAUGAACAAUAACUAAAUAAAAAAAAUAAAAACAUUA
Messenger RNA from Seriola aureovittata, 4633 nucleotides. It is a transcript of the gene nt5c1aa, whose product is annotated as 5'-nucleotidase, cytosolic IAa. Gene Ontology annotation, molecular function: nucleotide binding; 5'-nucleotidase activity; magnesium ion binding. The coding region runs from base 545 to 1663 and encodes 372 amino acids. The transcript has 6 exons. The record is from RefSeq and is a predicted model, not a curated record. Gene Ontology annotation, cellular component: cytosol; cytoplasm. NCBI's taxonomy places the organism in Eukaryota, Metazoa, Chordata, Actinopteri, Carangiformes, Carangidae. Gene Ontology annotation, biological process: adenosine metabolic process; nucleotide metabolic process.